AUGUCGGAGAAAGAAAUUGCAGCACUUGAAGAGGGAAAUGCCUCAAGUUUUCCCUACAAAUCAAAUGAAAAAACUACUUUCUGUGCUUCAACUGAUGUGGUUUUGAUCAUCCAAAAGGUAUUUGCUGAGGCAAUUGGGACUUAUUUUUUGAUAUUUAUUGGGUGUGGUUCUGUAGCUGUUAACAAAAUUUACGAGUCAAUAACAUUUCCAGGAGUAUGUAUAGCAUGGGGUUUGAUAGUAAUGGUCAUGGUUUAUGCUGUUGGACACAUUUCUGGUGCUCAUUUCAAUCCUGCAGUUACCAUCACUUUUGCCAUCUUUCGACAUUUCCCUUAUAAACAGGUGCCUUUGUAUAUUGUGGCACAGCUGUUGGGAGCAAUUCUUGCUAGUGGCACCCUAUGUCUAAUAUUUGAUGUGAAGGCCCAAGCGUUCUUCGGGACUGUACCAACAGGCUCUAAUGUUCAAUCUCUGGUCCUUGAAUUCGUCAUCUCGUUUCUGUUGAUGUUCGUCAUAUCGGGCAGAUGUGGUUAG
Molecule: messenger RNA, 528 nt
Organism: Coffea arabica (coffee)
Lineage: Eukaryota; Viridiplantae; Streptophyta; Magnoliopsida; Gentianales; Rubiaceae
Source: RefSeq, a predicted model, not a curated record